Chaetomium globosum CBS 148.51 is the source of this 1611-nucleotide messenger RNA. RefSeq lists its product as uncharacterized. Lineage: Eukaryota; Fungi; Ascomycota; Sordariomycetes; Sordariales; Chaetomiaceae. The transcript is spliced from 6 exons. The record is from RefSeq and is a predicted model, not a curated record. Gene Ontology annotation, cellular component: nucleus. The coding region runs from base 1 to 1611 and encodes 536 amino acids. Gene Ontology annotation, molecular function: DNA-binding transcription factor activity, RNA polymerase II-specific; RNA polymerase II cis-regulatory region sequence-specific DNA binding. Gene Ontology annotation, biological process: regulation of DNA-templated transcription.
AUGUAUCCUCCCGGCCGGCAUCUGCCAAUCUGGGCGUUUGACUCGACGCUGUUAUCGCCUCCAGAGUUCCCCAUGUCCCUGGACGCCUCGCGUCAGAUCACACAAAUAUCCGUUUGGCCGGCAUGGGGGGCCGCUGCAUUGUACAUCCGGGCCCCUGGUAAUGCUACCAGUCACCAGUUACUAGGUACCGAAGCCCUAUGCAAGCUCGGGGCCCCAUUGCCUAGCACGGCUUGCUACAUCCAAGCCCUGAACCCUCCGCACAUCUACUUUGUUCUGUUUGCGCUCCACAAUUCGUCUUCAUCUUUGAGUCUUUCCUUCUCCUGGUUGUAUCCAGCUUCGUGUUCCCUCGAUCCUGGUUCAGUCCCCCACACCUCCUCACCACCCCGACAGGCACGGCGUCAUCGAGAUAUCCAGGACUUUUCCGUUUCAAGGUUCAUCCCUGCUGCUCGCCUCUUUCCCCGGGUUGGCCGUUAUGGAGAGGAAGGAAACAACUCCCCUCAAGCCCCCAUCGUGGAUAUCGCCUCUCUUCUCCAGGACUCCGACUCAAAUGAGUCCCCCGUAUCUCCUACCCAGCAACCACCAUUUAGCACCGUCCCAGCAUCCGCAACGUCAACGAUACAAUCUACAAGCGGCCCGCCCCCGGCACUUUUCGCCAUAACAACGAGUCCGUUAUCUCCCCGAUUUGGCACGGCGGACGGGACCCGAGUCAGGGUACCGAGCAUCUCGGGCCCAACACUAAGCUCAAGGAGAGCCUCACGUCCUAGGAGCGGUGGCGGGAAGCGCAGCAUGCCGCCGCACACAUUAGAGUCGCCUGCUAAGAAGCAGACCAAGUGGUCGUCCCAAGAGGACACCCUCAUCAUCGAACUCCGAGGCAGUGGAAUGAAAUGGGACGACAUCUCGAAGAAGCUCCCCGGUCGGAGUGCUAUCAGCUGCCGACUCCAUUACCAGAACUACUUGGAACGCCGCAGCGAGUGGGACGAGGAACGGAAGAACAAACUCGCAAGGCUUUACGAGAGGUUCAAAUCCGAGAUGUGGGCCAAAGUAGCCGAGGAGAUGCAGCUCCCAUGGCGCGCGGUCGAAGCUAUGCAUUGGCAACUGGCCCCGUACAACACACCCGCGUACGCUCAGGGCGGCGGCGGCCCACCACCGCCCCCAACCCCAUCCCACCCGUACUACACCCACAACCCGCACCCACCAACCUACCCCCCGUACCAACACCAACAACCGAGCACUACCACCAGCCCGAUUCACAGCAGCGCGACAGCUAGCCCGGGGCCAGGCGGAGGCCUGCUCCCCGCGCUGUCACCAUACCCACAACAGUACGAGUCGGCGCCGGGACCGGGGCAGGGAUCCAGCAAGCGGCGGGCGAGCCCGCCCGACCACCGCCUCGGCAGCCGCGAGUCCACUCGCCGGAGACAGGAUCCCUACUCGUCCUCGUCGGCGGCGGCGCGCGACGGACCGACGAGGGAUGAUUACCCACCACCACCACCUCCGCCCCCCCAACAACAGCCUUCAGCGGCGGGGGGGUUUGGGAUGGGGCAUGCGCUUCCUGCGUUUGGGAUGGGGGCUGCGGUGCCUGCUAGGCGCGGAUCGACGAGGCAUGGGUUGUGA